AACACGUUUGCGUCAUUUCCCUUCAGUGUUUUUUCUAGAAUCACUCUCUUGCGGGGUGAGCUGAAAACCGAAUAAAAACGAUUCGUUUUUUCUAUUUUGCCCCCACCGUAAACCCAGAGGGUCUGUAGUGAAUGCAGAUAUGUCGCACACAAUUUUGCUUGUCCAGCCGACCAAGAGACCAGAGGGCCGCACGUAUGCAGACUACGAGUCAGUAAACGAAUGCAUGGAAGGUGUUUGCAAAAUGUAUGAAGAACAUCUGAAGAGGAUGAAUCCAAACAGUCCAUCCAUUACUUAUGACAUUAGUCAGCUGUUUGACUUCAUUGAUGACCUUGCAGAUCUGAGCUGUCUUGUGUAUAGAGCCGACACACAGACAUACCAGCCGUACAACAAAGACUGGAUUAAAGAGAAGAUAUAUGUCCUCCUGCGGCGUCAGGCUCAGGAAGCGGCAAAGUAAAGGCACGUUUACUUUGCCGCGUUAGCCGUGUUGUCCUUUUACAUGCACCUGGAAGGAUUUAAAACUGCUCGUUUAUUGCAGACUCCUUCAGAUAUGUCUACAAGUACAACACUCUCAGGCUGGCAAGGGAAGGGUUCAUUUUAAAUAAUGCAUACAUUGGAAAAUGUGGUGGGGUGGAAAAAAAUUUGGGGCUUUAUAUUGAAAUUUUGUUAUGUCUAUUGGUUUUACAUGCAUUUCCAAUUUAUUACACACUGAUAAUUGGGCUAAUGGCUGCAAAGAUGUUCUCUCUGCAGUAUUUGCCUUCAGAAGUGUUUUACGUUACGGUUGGAUUUUUUUUUUUUUUUUUUUUUUUUCUGCAUUUACUGCCGGCUAUAAAUGUAGCUGAGUUGUCUUUAAAUUAGAGUGAAGUGAAAAUAUUCAUAAGGUAAUUCUUUGUCAUUUCAUUUCUUUUACUACCAUAAAACCAGUAAUUAUGGUGGGAAACUGUUUUUGUAACUUUUAAUUUUGUUAAUUUCAGACUUUCUAAUGUCUUCUAUCAUCUUUUGAGUUAAAUAAAAUAAACUUGUUUUCUGAC
This is a messenger RNA of Fundulus heteroclitus (mummichog), 1028 nucleotides long. It is a transcript of the gene erh, whose product is annotated as ERH mRNA splicing and mitosis factor. NCBI's taxonomy places the organism in Eukaryota, Metazoa, Chordata, Actinopteri, Cyprinodontiformes, Fundulidae. The transcript has 4 exons. The coding region runs from base 140 to 454 and encodes 104 amino acids. The record is from RefSeq and is a predicted model, not a curated record.